AUGAGUCUGAAAUAAUAAAAUUAAACAGAAUUCUCAGAUCAAUGUUCAGUGUUGAUAUAUGAUCAUUAAGAAGGACCAAAGAUUGUUGAAACAUUAUUAGAUGAAUAAUGGAGAUGGGAUUAUGUUGACAAAUUUUUGCAAAUAUUUAAGUGA
Messenger RNA from Paramecium tetraurelia, 153 nucleotides. RefSeq lists its product as uncharacterized. Lineage: Eukaryota; Ciliophora; Oligohymenophorea; Peniculida; Parameciidae. The record is from RefSeq and is a predicted model, not a curated record. The transcript has a single exon.